Messenger RNA from Arabis nemorensis, 582 nucleotides. Lineage: Eukaryota; Viridiplantae; Streptophyta; Magnoliopsida; Brassicales; Brassicaceae. The record is from the annotation of a GenBank genome assembly.
AUGGAUGAGCUCCACGAAGCCGCGAUUGCUUACUACAACAACGGCUCCAUGGAACAACAAAAUUUGGCGUGGCAGUUUUUCCGGGCAAUGGACAUUGACGGUAAUGGUCGUGUCAGCCUUCAAGAGUAUACUGACUUUUUGUGUCGAACCGCCGGUUUAGCUUGGGUUCAUCCCGAGAUGUUCAUUGAGCUAGACCGAAACGGAGACGGUCAGCUUGACUUUUGGGAGGUCUUGACGCUAUACUACGUGGCUCGGACCCGGACCAUUAGCUGCCGCACGUGUCGUCGGCCUCUCAAUGGUUUAUACUUCACGUGUGUUACGUGCUUCGAUUCGCCAUGUGGCGGCGACACAUUUGAUCUCUGCGUCAAGUGUUAUAUGCGUCGGACCUAUAGUCAUCCACAUCGUCUCUUCUUGGAUAGUUAUGUUUUAUUACGAGCUAAGCGUAGCCAUCAUCCUCUGCAGCCGCCUGGCGAUCACAUGGCUCAACAAAACCCUACCAGGAUUGGAUGGUGGAGUGCUUUGAAAGCAAUGGAAGUUGCACUUGCUGUCGGAAACCUGUCAGCCUUUUGCACUAUUAUGUAA